UGUCUGCGCACUGAUGUACCUCGCGGUUGUACACUGUGUGAUUGUGUGAGGGUAAAGUAAUGUGGGGGGAGGUAACCCUGCUGUGAUAUGAAGGACAGGUUAGGCUAGGCGUAGGCCUGAGCUCCACAUCUGUCCUGCUGCCGGACUCUCGGGAUGGAUUUCGUUCUGAGCGGAGUGGCGGCAUGCGGCGCGUGUCUGUUCACCAACCCGCUGGAGGUCGUCAAAACGCGGAUGCAGCUUCAGGGAGAGCUCAAGAGCCGGGGCUCGUACCAGGUUUAUUAUCGUAAUGUCUUCCAUGCCUUUUACACCAUCGGGAAAGUGGACGGACUGGCAGGGCUACAGAAAGGACUGGCACCUGGACUGGUUUAUCAGUUUUUUAUGAAUGGAGUCAGGCUGGGCUCGUACGCCAUCAUUGAGUCUUCCGGUUACAUCCACACGAACGGAAGGGUCAGCGCGGUUAAAACCACGAUAGCUGGAGCUGUGGCUGGAGUAGUGGGGGCCGUCAUGGGCAGCCCAGUGUAUCUGGUUAAGACUCACCUGCAGAGCCAGUCUACAUCCUCCAUUGCAGUUGGACAUCAGUACAAACACCAGGGGAUGGUCCAUGCUCUGGCAGCCAUCUACAGGGAGCAUGGCAUCAUGGGACUGUGGAGGGGCUCCAGUGCUGCCGUACCCAGGGUCAGCGUGGGCUCAGCAGCGCAACUCUCCACCUUUUCCUCAUCCAAAGAGCUGGUCAUAGACUUACAGAUUUUCAAAAAGGACAGCUGGUUGGUGGCCCUGAGCGCCGGUAUGAUCAGCAGUGUGGUCGUGGUUCUGGCUAUGACGCCUUUUGAUGUAGUGAGCACACGACUCUACAACCAGCCCGUGGAUCAUUUGGGCAAGGGACAGCUUUAUAAAGGAUUUGCCGACUGCUUUGCUAAGACGCUGAGGAAGGAGGGCUUGUUUGGACUCUACAAAGGCCUGGGAGCCUCUUAUUUCCGACUCGGCCCUCACACCAUUCUGUCUUUGUUCUUCUGGGAUGAGCUGCGCAAGCUAUACCAUCAGUUCAGAUAACACCAGGGACAUGGAAAUUAGAAAAUGGGUAACUCAUUAAGCUGUCAAGGUUAAAUGACUCUUCAUUGAAUGAGUUUGUUAUUAUGAGGUCAAAGAGAAACCAAGAGAGACUCCUCUUCCUUGAUGGGACAGAGGAAGAGCAAAGGUGAUGUUAUACACUCCAUUAUGAAAACACUUGAGUCUAAUGAAAAUAUGUCAGGAAGAGGAGGAAGAAAAUUACGUUACUGCAGCCAAGAGUGCUGACCAAUUCUGUCCGUAAUAUUUUGUGGUAAAUGCACUUUGAUUUGUUUUGGCGCCAUAUGUGCACAGAUAUGAUGAUAGCCAAGUAGGAACUUUGGAGAAUAGACUUUUCUAUUCGUUCUUGGGGAGAAUGCAACCAUGUAAGGGUUCUUUAUUAGCACUGAAACUCUUCAGUCAUGCCAUUCCAAGAGAUAUAAAUAAGUCUGCACCAGACAAAACUCAGUACCUCCUGCAGAAAGCAUCAAAUGUGGCCCAGUGUCAGGAAAACUGAAUGCAUUGUGCCAUGUAGAUCCAGUUUGUAGACCGGCCAGAUUGAUACAACAGCUGUUUAUUGCAAAGCUAACACAGGCAACAGUGUUAACAAGUGAAGGGGGAGGAUGGCAUGUCAGUCUGAUAUAACCAGAGGAAGAAAAGGAAUAAUAAUUGAAAUAUACUUUUUUUAAUGGCACUUAACCAAAACCUGUUACAAAGUUUUCACAAAACCUAAAAAUCUAAUAUAGAUACGCAAAAGUGAGGGAAUUUAGUAAGAAGACCAUCUGAAACAUUAGCUGUAACUACAUAAAUGUUUAAAAAAAGAAUAAAACAGGAAAACUUAAAGUGAUGGUUGAAUAAAUUAAACUGUAAAUACGGCAUAUAUUCUGUAUACGGUCUGAAAUACCAGCUCAGUGGAUUAAAGUAAAAACUUGAGUUGGAAAUGAUCAAAAAUGCAAGCAGGUGUUAUAAAAAAAUAUCUACUGCCUUACAUUUGCUGAUAGUAAUGCAAUAUACAAAUACACCUAAGAGGGAAAAAUAUUGUAGCUGAAGGAUUUUCUAAACUGCUCUGAACAUCAAACCUGCAGUUAGAAUUAAGAGAACCUGAUUAUCUCUGAACCACCAGUGAGCCAGACACUACUUUUACAGCCUUAAAUGGAAAAAAAGGAAAAAUGCAGCUCACAUAAAGACUUUAUCCAUAGUACAAAUUUUCAAAGCACUUAAAGCCCAAAAGCCUGCUAACAGGAAAGCAUUAAGAUAUGAAGAACUGUGUUCUACAGUGUUGGUGCAGAUUUGGUGCUUUCGCCUCAUGUUUUAAGUGCAUGAUACUCUGUGAAGUGUCAGACAUUUCAUGAAACAUUGUCAAUUGCUGCUUUUAAAAGAGAAAAUCAUUUUUGCAUGAAACAUUCAGUAGUGACACAGACUUUAAGGACACAUUAGUCCUCUUAACUUCUAUAACACAGCACAGGACAUUACUUUUUAGUGACGGUAUUUUUAGUAAUGAAGUUUGCUCAACCAACGUUGCCACUGACUUUUUUUUAAAUACUUUUAAAGGAACUUUUAUUGCUCUAUAGAAAGCCCAUUUGUGCUAUAAACCAUGUGUGUGGUUUUGUUGGAGUAUAUAAGUCUGUUUGAUCAACUCUUUUAUUGAUUUACCAUGAAGGAUCAGACAAAUCCAAGUAGCAGCCUACUGAAGAUCCAAUUAUAAGAAUUAUAGUGGAUUAGAACGACUUAAAUUGUCUUCCCCAGACAAUAUUAUUAGAACGUGAUAUCUUUGAAUAGCAGCUUGCAGAGAGAGAUUUCUAUCAAGUAAAACUCCCUUAAUGCAGUUUUCUUCAGAGUGGUUUAGACGCCAUAAAGUAUCACAAAUACAAAUUAAAUGUGAUGCAAGAACUUAAAAGUAAAGGUGCCAUACCAUUAUCAUAAUGGUGAAAUGUUACUGGUUAGCUAAUGUAGCUAAAGAGCUUUUAAAGAAUAAGAAGUGCAACACUUGAAGAGGUAGGAUAAAGGACUAAUAGAUAAUGCCAAGACGCAUUCAUAAAUGCUAAAUGUGGUUCGAAAAUUGCUCUGCUCGUUCUGAAAUGUAAAAAGUGAUAACGGCAAUAAAUAAACCUCAUGACAACUUUUGUAAGAGUUGGCAGUGUUACUGAAUGUUAAAUGCAGCCGUCUGGUUUUAUUUCAUGAAUGUGUUACUGUCACGGGCAGCAAGAGCUCCUGUGCAAUGGACUU
Molecule: messenger RNA, 3270 nt
Organism: Cheilinus undulatus (humphead wrasse)
Lineage: Eukaryota; Metazoa; Chordata; Actinopteri; Labriformes; Labridae
Gene: slc25a35
Product: solute carrier family 25 member 35
Exons: 5
Coding region: 154-1050 (298 amino acids)
Source: RefSeq, a predicted model, not a curated record